Molecule: messenger RNA, 1153 nt
Organism: Colletotrichum navitas
Lineage: Eukaryota; Fungi; Ascomycota; Sordariomycetes; Glomerellales; Glomerellaceae
Product: 60s acidic ribosomal protein-domain-containing protein
Exons: 3
Coding region: 324-656 (110 amino acids)
Biological process (GO): translation; cytoplasmic translational elongation
Cellular component (GO): cytosolic large ribosomal subunit; ribosome
Molecular function (GO): structural constituent of ribosome
Source: RefSeq, a predicted model, not a curated record
UGGAGGUCUCUAGCCACCGCCAGUCCCCGCCCUAAGCCCUCCGCUCACAAAACGGGGAAAAAGUUCGAUUUUCGCAAACUUUCCGAAUCGCAACAACCACGCGAAAUAUCCUCCAGGACUCGAAGAUUCAGUCUCCGCCCAACUUCGCGGUUAAAUUGAUUGACCUCUCGUGUUCUCUACGACAAACUGUGAGUCUGCCUCUGCUCAUUCAUUCUUCGACAACGACCAGCAUUGUCGACCGUUCGUUACAUUGUCGCCGCCGUCGCGAAAAUUGUUGACGCCCUUGUCUAAUACUUCUCCGCCACAGAAAAACCAUAUUCAAGAUGAAGCACCUUGCCGCUUACCUUCUCCUCGGCCUCGGUGGCAACACCUCUCCCUCUGCCAGCGACGUCAAGGCUGUCCUUGAGUCCGUCGGCAUUGAGGCCGAUGACGAGCGCCUGAACAAGCUCAUCUCCGAGCUUGAGGGCAAGGACAUCAACGAGCUCAUCUCUGAGGGCUCUGGCAAGCUCGCCUCCGUUCCCUCUGGUGGCGCUGGUGGUGCUGCUCCCGCUGCUGGCGGUGCUGCCGCUGCCUCUGCCGAUGCCCCCGCUGAGGAGGCCAAGGAGGAGGAGAAGGAGGAGUCCGACGACGACAUGGGAUUCGGUCUCUUCGACUAAGCGCCAUUCUCACGUCCCUGAUGACAGGCCCCGCGCCCCCGUCUCAUCGAAGAAGUUAUGCAGCAAUCGACCGACGUUUUCACAUGUCAUUCGCAUGGGAAAAUCUCUCUUGGGUUGGGCUUCGGCACACGUUUGUGUAGGAACACCUGCUAGGUUCGGUCAAAUAAAAAGCUCGCUGGUUCUUUGAAUGCGCUGUGUGUCGUAUUAUUCGUGAUGUUAUCGGUGCCCUGCUUAGUAGAGGUUUAUGGUACUUGAUUUUGUGAGUGAGGUAUAUGGCAUUUGCUCUCACCCACAUUGCAGCCUGCAUCCUCGCAUAUAUGCGGGGCAACGUCUUUGCGAAGGGUUGAGUGAGCGAGGGCACGUAAUUAUACCCCUGUCUGAAAGGGAUAAUGUGGAAGACACUUCGCUUGGUAAGAAGCUUUGGCCACUUGGAGAGAGAGACGCGUGGGAAACACUGUACCGCUUUGGCCUCAGGCAUGUUAAACGAUGCAAAGCCC